Messenger RNA from Aspergillus bombycis, 483 nucleotides. RefSeq lists its product as uncharacterized. The transcript is spliced from 2 exons. The coding region runs from base 1 to 483 and encodes 160 amino acids. NCBI's taxonomy places the organism in Eukaryota, Fungi, Ascomycota, Eurotiomycetes, Eurotiales, Aspergillaceae. The record is from RefSeq and is a predicted model, not a curated record.
AUGCUCCCCAGAACAAUCCCCGCAACAGCCCGACUCUUUACUAGCACCGCCGGAAAACUACCGACUGCAGUGCCAGUCAUCGUCUGCGGAAAGACGAGUCAGGUCGGGGAUCUCGUGAGGGAGGCAUUGCAUCCUGAAUACGAAGUAACGCAUCUCUUCCUCUCGCCGUCGACGGCGAAGAAUGAGAUUCCUGUAUUACUGCGUCAGGCGAAUUCAACUACAUCUACAGAAAAUGGGAAAUCCCCCGCGGCGAUCAUUAUGGGCGGCGGAUAUACCAACACCGAUUUAGACGAGAUCCGCGCGGCCAGUCAGGGGCCGGAUGCCAGACCGGUCGCCUGGCUGAAGGUCGAUCCGCAGAAAACGCCGUCGUCGCUUCCGGUGGGUCCAGAGUAUGCCCGGGCCGUGGCGCAGCGGACGAAGGACCGGUUGGACGAGUUGGUCCAGAAUGGGGGCAUUCAUAAGGAUGAGGUGCAUUUCAUCUAG